Molecule: messenger RNA, 3210 nt
Organism: Anopheles bellator
Lineage: Eukaryota; Metazoa; Arthropoda; Insecta; Diptera; Culicidae
Product: putative ATP-dependent RNA helicase DHX57
Exons: 4
Coding region: 1-3210 (1069 amino acids)
Cellular component (GO): intracellular anatomical structure
Molecular function (GO): RNA binding
Source: RefSeq, a predicted model, not a curated record
AUGGAUCCACCAAAUGUGGCCGCGAUUUAUGCUAUCGUGCAGAUGAUGCAGAAGAACGACAAGCUGUUCGAAGUGAAAGUACCCACCAAAGCGGACGAGAGCUCGUUCAAUGCCUUGCUAGAUCUGCUCGAGUCGGAACCAUUUCGCUUCUACGUCACCGACAAAGAAGAAAGUUUCUUCAUUUUGCGCGUCGAACUCUGCGGCAUUCUGGAAUUUGGCCGAAAAACGGAGAAGCUCUUGGAAAACAUCGUUUGCAAGAGCCCUUCGAAGGAAAGGCGGAUAAAGCGGGCAAACAAAUCGAACAGUUGCACUGAAAGGCGCACCGUCGCGAACAAGGCCGCAUUUGAUAUGUGCAACUUGAAAAAUCGCGCCAAGUUGCCCAUUGCGGCCUGUCGGACGGAUAUCAACAACUGGCUAGCAUCGGACGCACCCGUGGCCAUACUCUGUGGUCCCCUCGACAACUCGCGAAUCGUGCAAAUGGUCCAGUACGUUCUGGAGUACUGCCAGACCCACUCGGAACGGUGCCGAACGGUUUGCGUUGUGUCUGACGAGCUGAGAGUGUUGCUGACUGCGGACACGAUCGCCCAGGAGCGUGCGGAAACCGUGGGCAAAACGAUCGGGUAUGAUAUCGGCAUCAGCAACCGGCUCAGCCAUGUUUCGAAUGUUGCGGUCUGCUCCAUUCGGACACUGUUGGCCAAUCUUAUGGCGCCCACGGGUAACGCGCUGUUCGCGGUGCUUACUCACCUAAUUGUGGACGAUGUCGGCCAGCGCUCGGUUGGCAUGGACUUGCUUCUGUCACUGUUGAAAGAAAAGCACCACUUCCACCCAACGCUGAAGCUGCUGCUACUAUCGUCCAGAGCGCGAGUGACAAAAGUCGCCGGAUACUUCGGGGCGUCAGUGUUUUCCGUACCCGAAUCUACCUGGAGUUUACAGAACUCACCGCCACCUGCAGCCAAGCAUGUUUAUUUGGCCACAAUUCUAGCUGAAAUUUCCACCAAUAAAGUGCUUAAGAAACUGAAGCAAACUCCGCAAGGCUGGGAUUGGUACAAGGUGGCUGAUCAUCACGCUCCCCACCGGUACCAGUACCUCGACGACAGUGCCACAGACUACUUGGAUGGGCUUCUGGAAGACUACUGGUUUGAGUCGAGGGCGACACCGAACGAAUUAGACGUACUCUGUGAAAAUCCCUUUCUGGUUGACUACCAGCACUCGCGCACCCGAAUGUCCGCGCUUAUGAUUGCGGCUAGCAAAGAAUCCCUUCCGGACGUGAGGGUAUUGCUGAACUUGGGUGCCAACCUCUUCGUGCGGGGCAAGCAUGAUCUGCGGGCCAAGGAUUGGUGCGCCGAUGAGGCCAACAGUCCUUGCUGGAAACUCAUGGAUCUUUGCUACGAGCAACACUGCAAUCAACCUUCGAAGUUUCGAUUAGAGUCCUCCCUGCUAUGGUUAUAUCAAAGAAUUCACAAUCCCUACUCGAUCGACCACCAGAUGGUGGUAGAUAUCGUGGAGUACAUCUACACAACUUUGCACCACGGAAAGGUACUCGUGGUACUGCCAGAAUUCACCGAUGUCCUCGGGUGCUACAAACUACUGCGGGCGUCCAGUAGUGCACCGCCGCAGGAACAAGCAUUCGUGUUCUGCCACAGCCAGCUGACGGAGGACGAAAUUGUGUUGGAGUUUGCUAGGAUCGGUGAUUGCAUUUUUCAGGUUAUUCUCUUGGAGGAUCGUCUUUUCGAAGUUCUACCUACCAUGGAUACUGUCGACUACGUAAUCGAUACGGGGUUGAGCACCUUCCGGGACUACAAUGUAUCGAAAAAUUCGCACUCCAUUGCGUCAACAUUCAUACCACUGGAAACGGCUUCCCUUCGGAGUGGACUCGCCAAACGGAUUUGCUUCCAUCUGUACACGUGCGAGCAGCAAAACCGGAUGGUGACGAAGAAAGCAACGAAUCGUCGCAUUGCUGCUCGACCGGAAGAAACGCUACAGGCCCUGCUGUGUCGCCCUCGCUCGGCUCCGCCCGUUGUUCAGUUCUUUAGCAACGCGCUCAUCGACGCACCGGACGCCAAUGUGAAGCGAUCGCUCGAGCUUCUAGUGAAGAUCGGUGCAAUCACCGCGGUGGAUCUGGCCCCUACGAACCUGGGACUGUUGCUGGCUAACCUGUGCUCCAGUGUGCAGCUCGGUAAAACCAUUUUAUACGGCAUCAUGUUUCGGUGUCUCGAUCCCGUAAUGACGAUAGUAGCCAGUCUCUGCGUGGGCUUUAGUCCGUUCCUUGAGCCGGCGGAUAAGGUGCAACUUAAAGCGAUCGCCGGGAUCAAGAAGGGUCUCGACCACGGCACGCAAAGCGAUUGCUUCGUGCUGCUCCGUCUGUUUUUGCUCUGGAACACGGCCAAACUGGACGAUGAGGCUAUGGUAAGGCAGUAUCGUUUGAAGUGUGGAGCUAUGCAGGCCAUCAACAACACGCGUGUCAUGCUGAUGAGUCACCUGCGCGCGAUCGACAUCGUCAAGGUGGGCGCCGGAACGAACGUCAACGUACUGAACGAAAAUUCGGGAAAUUGGAGCACGGUAAAGGCUUGCCUUGCCGCGGGCUUGUAUCCGAACGUGGCAAGGGUGGACUACGCGAAGAAAUGCCUAGUCUGCUGCAGCGAGGCUGGGGAUAAUCUGGAGCCGCAUCCGCUGUCCGUGAUCAAUGUGGAAGAAAUGGCGUCCGCGUGGGCAGUGUACGUUUACAAGUUGGAUCCCACUCCCUGUUGGCAAGCUGGCGAGAGUACUUGCCAGAACCGUACUCCUGCGAUGACUCAGAUGGUCGAAAACACCGUCAUUUCAAACUGGACGAUGGCACUAAUGUGUGGAAACCCUCCGACAGGCUCCGGGAAAGUCAUUAAACCUUCGCAGAGCGAUGAACUGAUUAUCGACCGAAAGUACGUAUUUCAGAUACCGGACAAAGCCCUGGAUAAAGUACGGUCCCUUCGCCGUUCGCUCGCGCACCUUUUCCAUAAGUUCACCGCGAGCCCAUCGGCGGUGCUGGAGGAUCACGGGGCAAACCAGACGAUCGCGCAGAUCAGUGAGAUACUGCACAAUGAAGAGGUGCGUCAAAUUUCGUUCAACACCGGAACUCGUCCUAAAAUUGUAAAGAAAUGUAUGCUCGGCGUCUACUCGAUGACAAACAGUGCUACAAUCGCCAGCCUCGGAACCUUCGCCACCAACGCCCCAUGA